This is a messenger RNA of Spodoptera litura, 1100 nucleotides long. RefSeq lists its product as hypothetical. Gene Ontology annotation, cellular component: extracellular matrix. Lineage: Eukaryota; Metazoa; Arthropoda; Insecta; Lepidoptera; Noctuidae. The record is from RefSeq and is a predicted model, not a curated record.
CACCAGUCAGCUUUGCACGCUAAACAACGAUCAUUGUCAUCGGUACCGAUUGUUACAAGUUGUGUGCAGUGUCGUGCUAUUUGUGUGUACGUUCCUUCUAAGAUGUCGUCAACAAAGUGGUUGGUGUGUGCGCUCGUGGUGGUGUGCGUGAGCGUCAGGCAAGCAUCGUCUGCGCCGGCGCCGCAGGAACAAGAAUACCCGCCUAUGCCCUACGAGUACAAAUACGACGUUGAAGAUCAAGAGAAAGCUCUCUACUUCGGAGCCAACGAAGCAGGAGAUGCGCAGGGCAAAGUCAUCGGAGGAUACCGAGUUCUCCUCCCCGACGGUCGCCUCAUGACCGUUGAGUACAGCGUGGAGGGAGAAAGCGGUUUCGUUCCCAAAAUCACCUUCGAAGACAACGCCAACCCCUUCGGCAAAGGAAAGUAGACCCUAUUACGACGCCCACAAAGACUGGUACCGCGAUCAAUUGAUACUAGUUCAAAUAUAACAUUGAUUUCUGAAUUCUAUGCCGUAUAACAAUUUUAUUAAUUAUUUCGAUAAAUAGACAUCUUUACCUUACACUAUCUCCUUGAUGAUAGGAUUCAGAAGUCGAAACCGAAGAAAGUUACUGCAGUUUUCAUUUUAUUAUAAAUGUGUGUAAAUUAUUAUAUCAGGGAUCCUUAGAUGACAUCAGUAGUGAUAUACACGUAAUUUAUGAAAUGAGAAUUAGGUAUCGAGGCACUGGCUUGAUUAAAGUUAGAAAAUAUUCGUUUACUGAAAGCACUAGUAAUUUUUUUCAUGAUUAUAAUUUUCCAUACAUACACCGUAUACGUAUAAUAAUUUUAAUUUUCUCAUUACUCUUAUAAUUAAUCUAGGUGUAGGCAAAACUCAUUCGCCAAUAUUUUAAGGUAAUAAUGUACAGUCACCGAUUUCUAAGAUAAAUCGUACAGCAAAUAUCGAGUUACCGAUACUGUGAUCAAUUAGAACGAUUCUAAUAUAGGCCAUGUUCGACAUAAAAUUGUAACUUAGAUUGUAAUUUUGUAUGUGUAUCGAUUAGAAUUAUAAUUGCAUGUAGAUUUUAUACGAAUUUUUUUAUAAAUAUUUUUUGUAUUGAAAACCGU